CACACACACUGACACUAUUUGUACCCUCUCUCUCUUCUUUCUCUCUCUAAUGAAUCUUAUUCGCGUUUCUCCUGUGAAGGAGCGUUCUAGGCCUCUCUCUCCCUGGAAAUGCACUCAUGUACCAGAUCUGCAACCUUAAUUUCCUGAGAAUGCAUUUUCUGGUCUUUUGAAGUCUUGACUUUGCUUGCCCAACCGUGGUCGCUGAAGUUGUUUAAGUGAUUUAGAGCAAAUUUCCCCACUACUUGAGUUCGGGUUAGAUUAAUCAGGGGGAUCUAAUGGCUGCUGCUGGGUUACCAAAUCCACUACUAGGGGAAACUACUUGUGGGUCUUUACUGCAACAGUUGCAGCAAAUAUGGGAUGAGGUUGGUGAGAGUGAUGAAGAAAGAGAUAAGAUGCUACUCCAGUUAGAGCAAGAUUGCCUGGAUGUGUACAAGAAGAAGGUUGACCAAGCUUCAAAAUCUAGGGCUCGCCUUCUUCAGUCUUUGGCAGAUUCUAAGGCUGAACUCGCCAAUCUUCUAUCGGCUCUUGGAGAAAAGACUUUUGUAGGCCUACCUGAUAAAUCUACAGGCACAAUCAAAGAGCAACUUGCAGCUAUAGCACCUAUUCUGGAGCAGCUUUGGCAGCAGAAGGAAGAGAGGAUUAAGGAAUUCGCAGAUGUUCAGUUACAAAUCCAGAAAAUAUGUGGAGAAAUUUCAGGGACUCUAAAGCUUAAUGAGCAAGUUGGAACUCCAAAGGUUGAUGAGAAUGACCUGUCCAUCAAAAAACUUGAUGAGUUCCAUUCUCAAUUACAAGAACUUCAAAAGGAGAAGAGUGAACGACUGCACAAGGUUCUUGACUUUGUAAGCACAGUACAUGAUCUCUGUGCUGUCUUGGGAAUGGACUUUUUUGGUACUAUUACUGAAGUUCACCCCAGCUUAGAUGAUUCCGUUGGAGUACAGUCCAAAAGCAUCAGUGAUGAUACAUUAUCAAGACUGGCUAAGAUGGUGGAAUCAUUAAAAGAAGAUAAGAAGCAGAGAUUGCAGAAGCUUCAAGAGCUAGCAUCACAACUAUCUGAUCUUUGGAACCUGAUGGAUACACCUAUGGAGGAGCGGAGCUUUUUUGAUCAUGUCACAUGUAACAUCUCAGCUUCAGUUGACGAAGUCACUGUGCCUGGAGCUCUUGCUCUUGACCUCAUUGAGCAGGUUGAACACAAAUGCCAUCUUAAGAAAAAUGUAACAAUAAACUUAUUUAGUUCUAAAUUCAACUUGUUAACUUUUUCUUCUUUGCAUUAUGACUAUCUGAAGGCCGAGGUAGAAGUAGAAAGAUUAGAUAUGCUUAAGGCCAGCAGAAUGAAAGAGAUUGCUUUCAAGAAGCAAGCAGAGCUUGAAGACAUAUAUCAUCUUGCUCACAUAGAGAUAGACCCAGAGGUUGCUCGAGAGAAGAUUAUGGCUUUAAUUGACUCUGGGAAUAUAGAGCCAUCGGAGUUAUUGGCUGACAUGGAUAAUCAGAUAGUGAACGCUAAAGAAGAGGCACUCAGCAGGAAAGAAAUAUUGGAGAAGGUUGAAAAGUGGAUGUCAGCAUGUGAAGAAGAAAGCUGGCUUGAAGAUUACAAUAGGGAUGAGAACAGGUAUAACUCUAGCAGGGGUGCACACAUAAACUUGAAACGUGCAGAGAAAGCCCGCAUUCUUGUAAACAAAAUUCCAGCUCUGGUUGACACAUUGAUUGCAAAGACACGUGCAUGGGAAGAGGAUCGCAGGAUUUCAUUUACAUAUGAUGGCGUUCCUCUGCUUGCAAUGCUAGAUGAAUAUGCAAUGCUUAGGCAAGACAGAGAGGAAGAAAAGAGGAGAUUACGGGACCAAAAGCGAUUUCAUGAGCAGCUAACAACCGAGCAAGAGACCUUGUUUGGAUCAAGGCCAAGUCCAAACAAGCCCCUUGGCCCGAAGAAAGUGGUUGGCCCACGAGCCAAUGGGGGCACUGCAAAUGGAACCCCAAAUCGCCGCCUCUCUCUUGGGGUUCGCUCUGCAUCUAAGGAUGGCGGAAAACGAGAUAAUCAGAGGCCUGAAGCCCCAGUCAAUUAUGUGGCCAUUUCCAAAGAAGAUGUGUCUUCACAUAUAUCUGCUAAUGACUCGAAUCCUACAUCACCAUGAGAGGACAUUGAGGUGGCAGUCUAUUUCAACUUUAGUGUAGAGAGAGAGAGAUGCUAGAGUAGUUGGUUGAGGCAAUAAUUGAACGUAAUGUGUAACUUGUGUAUGUUGUACUUGGUUUUUGAGUUAUUUUAUAUGAUAAUUGCGUCUCCAUAUCUGCAUGUGCUUGUAGAAUUAGGGUUCUUAAAGAGACUAUUUAUGAAAUGAACAAGUUUCCUUUUUGGAUCUGAAUUUGGAAUUUCAGGGAUGCUUUGUAUGACCA
Molecule: messenger RNA, 2385 nt
Organism: Amborella trichopoda
Lineage: Eukaryota; Viridiplantae; Streptophyta; Magnoliopsida; Amborellales; Amborellaceae
Source: RefSeq, a predicted model, not a curated record